Molecule: messenger RNA, 1511 nt
Organism: Phytomonas sp. EM1
Lineage: Eukaryota; Euglenozoa; Kinetoplastea; Trypanosomatida; Trypanosomatidae
Source: the annotation of a GenBank genome assembly
GAAAGGUACUGAAUCCAAAACCAAGGUAGAAUUUCAAAAUAUACGGAGAAUCGUUGCAGAUGUCGUCGAAAGCGCCUCAUUUUUUCUUUCGAUAAUCGUAAUGUUAAGAAAGGCGAAAGAAAUUAGCAAAAUUCUUAUUAACAACAUCUACGUUUCGUUUGACUCAGAUCUGAUGAUUUUAUGGCUGAUCAUUGUACUGAAUACUGCGAUAUGGAUGGAAGCUACACCUCACAGCCGAUAUUUCUAGUUACAGCAUGUUGAAUCGAAUUAAUGAUUCCACAAUUGCUGCAAUUACAUACACAUAACAACAUCCUGCUGUGGUAACACAUGUAUUGCUACUACCGCUGUAUUCUUUACUGAGCCUGAAUUUGCUUACACACACUCACCUACACUGCCACUGAUUCUUUUUCCUGUUCACAAUAAGCAUUGUAUAAAGGCCGAAAUUUUCCCUCGUGUUGUUUUUGAAGUGCAAUCUCGUGUACAAAGUCUGAGCGAAGAAAUGAUGAAUGUACUAGAGGUUAUCGUUAGGGAUAGUACUUUACCACUGGAAUGAAGACUAUUUUUUCACAGCACCAACUGCAGGGGCGCUGGUAGUGAUACAAAAGCAUUAGCUUGUAAAACGCAUAUUUCCGCUUAAGAUGUCUAAAUGAAGGAAUGGAUCCCUGGGUGGCUCAGGUAUUACCGUUUGUUUUCAAGUUCAUCCCAUUGAAUGAUGAUGAUAAACAACGGUUAUUCAGCGCUUUGCUAUCGUUCCAUAUAAGCAAGGAUUAUCUAAGAACACAUCAAUGGUUCCCACAGGUCACACCAUUAGAAUUUUGUAGUUUUUUUAAAUCCGUAGAUAGUGAUCCUAGUUUAGAGGUAGACAAAGAUACCUUAAUAGCUGUUAAGGGUGCGGCAUCAGACGUAUUCUCAGGGUAGUUAUUCAGCCCAUUAUCUACGAAGAGGAAUGAAUUUUGUAACCCGCAUGUUUCAAUAAUAGAAGGUAUUCCUCUACAAAACGAUUGCGUAAACUCGCUUGAUAACAGCGGAAGAGUGAAAAAUUGUGAUUCUCCAGUCCAAGCAUAGGUACUAUUUAUGGCGUUUUCAGACAAAAUGGUAAGAAGUCAUGAUAUUUACAGUAUGGUCUUGAUUAAAGGGCUAAGGCUAACAUCGUCUACUUUGAUAGACUCUUCUCGAAGGAUGGAUCGCUAUCGCUGCUACCACCAGUUAUAGGUCACACAUCACAUGCUGCUGCAGUUCUGUUAUAGGGUAUGACACCCACAGGAGCAUCUGUCGAUUUUCUCUGCAAAGGACUUUUUCUUAGACGCAAUGACAGGGCAUUAUCCACAUCUUCAGAAUCGUAUGAAGACAAAUAAUCCUUAAGAUAUCAUUUUCACUUUUUUAGAGCAUAUUCGUUGUCCUUUAUUUUCGGACCACGAUAUAGCCACUAGUUGUAAUUAAAAUGCAUAUUGAUUAAUGAUGGAUGCAAUCAUAGGGUGAUAUAUUUUCUCAAGAAGCAGUCUCAGCAAAAA